Molecule: messenger RNA, 4052 nt
Organism: Haliotis rufescens (red abalone)
Lineage: Eukaryota; Metazoa; Mollusca; Gastropoda; Lepetellida; Haliotidae
Exons: 20
Coding region: 364-2280 (638 amino acids)
Molecular function (GO): signaling adaptor activity
Source: RefSeq, a predicted model, not a curated record
GAUAUCUUCCGCUGGAAACUUCCAACACAAGUGACCAUCCUGUGAGGACAUCGCCUUUCUCCGUGCCUUUUAAUGAUAAUCACGGUUUUGUUCCAAACAUCCACCACACCAGGGCCGAUUGGUGGUGAUAUGAUCGGUCCCUGUCUGUCGCUAGUCCCCUCAACUUUCCAGGUAUGCCUCCACCUGCUCGUAGGUGUGAUUGGAGCUCAGGUCUAUUUUGAGCGUUUCACUUCCUGGUCGAAAGCUCACGUUGAACAAACGCUCAGUUGCUCACAUUGAGAAAUAUGCGCCGGUUAUCGCAAGUCGGGGGAUUCUACUCUAACAAGUGAGGAUUUUUAAUUCAGUGGGACAAUAUCUGACACUAUGGAUUACAUGAACUUACCCAAGAAUCCCUACAAACUGAUGGAGGGAUGGUUGCAUCACAAAGGCACACACGAUUCCAAGUGGGUCCAGUAUUGGUGCGUCAUCAAGGAAUUCACCUUUUACAUCUUCAAAGGCCAGGAUACAAGCAGAGAAAAUCAUAUCGGCGUGCUUCAGCUUGGCUCGGACACCAGGUUCAGGUCAGGGGAGAGUGAUGAGAAGAAGGGCUACAGGUUCGACCUGUACACCACUAAACGUCUCAACAAGUUUAGAACUACCAAGUUUAGUGAACGGGAGCUAUGGAAGGCGUAUAUUGUUGGACUGGCACAGGGUGAUGUUUCUGAUAGUCUUGACCUUCUACCGGGUCAGAUCCACAAGAUUCGGGACGACAUACAGCGCGUGAGGUGCAAGUCCCAGAAUCCCCCCCUUCCCAUCUCCUCCUCCCGGAUACCCCCGGACAGCAGCAGCGUUGGCACAGGCUUCUCCUCCCCAGACAACAGCAUAACCUCUAUCUUCCCCGACAACCAAUCAAACCUGUUGCUGGACAACGGAGGACCAAUGAUACGACACAGAUUCUGGAGGGACCCAGACAGCAGCGAAACACCAACAUGGUUCUUUGCGGGUAUCACACGAGAUAUUGCUGAGAAGAUCCUUACCAGUGGCUGCAACUAUGGCAACACUCUAAUGAGGGAGAGCAUUACAUUCCGAGACACAGGGAGUUAUGUCAUUACAAAGAAGAUGGAACAUGCCAGAGGGAAUCCAUACAACCACUUUGAAGUGAUCCGCAUCGCUGAAGGCUUCAAGAUCAAUGUGGAAAAUGCACACAAGUCGAUCCUGUGCCUGUCCGAGGUGAUGGACUACUUUGUGACCAUGUCAGGGGCAGCAGUGACCCGACCCCUCAUCACUAAUGACCUCAAGGCUCUGGGACUGGAGGCACCAGACUACCAGACUCGCAUUGAAAGCAAAAAGACUAAUCCUGACAGUGGGGAGGAAUAUCAAGCUGAAGAUUAUGAGGAGCCUGAUGUCAAGCCAGCAAGGAGCUUACAGUCAAGGAAAGGUGGACAUACGACUUGGAGCCCCCAAAAGUUCUUUCCAGAGAGCCGUGGUCCCGGGAGCAGUUAUGGAGGCAGAACAGUGUCAGGCUCUGCACCCCGCCCCCGGUCCAGCAUCGCCCAGGUUCAGCAAGGAGUGACAGCAGCAAAUGUGAUACAGAACUUGGAUUCGGCUAUCGACCACCAUGACCCAUACAGACAAGGUCACCAUCGUCGUGGCAGCAGUGAAAAAGAUGAAGUGGGCAAGCUUGGACCGGCCCCACCACCUCCCUGCCAUAGAGGCCGUCGACAGAGCCAGCCUGACAUGCAAGAUACCCUGGACUUCAGUAGAGAAGAUCCUGUUAAACCCUUACACCCUCGAUGGCAGAGUAGAACCAAGUCAGUUCCCAAUCUGGGAAUGCUAGUUGAUGUCAGCUAUCUGAACAAGCAAGUGCCAGUGCCCAAUGAGAGUCCCAACCUUGUGUCGCCCAGUCGGGCGCCAUACCAAGGCAACGCCCUUGUGUCGCCCACCCAGACACCACACCGGCCUCUGCCAAAGCCUCCUGAACAGGAGGACAUCAUGGAGGAAACACCAAUGUCUGGGUUACAACAACAGCUGCUUAAUGCCAAGUUAAGACCCAUUGGUGGACCUAACAAGAAGGAUGGAAAGAGUGUAUCAUUUGCUGACACACCCUCUGAUGGCGGUGUCAAUGAAUCUGGGGCUACUGACAAGGAAGGAAUCAAGGCACGUCUUGAACAGCUGUUCUCUGAUGGAGUAAAAUUACCAACUAGUCCAGUGAAGAGGAUGUCAGGUGUACCCGCACCAGCUGUGUCACAAGCCCCCGAGGAGGAGGAGUAUGAUGAGGUCCUCUAUGAACCUCUAGAUUAGUUGUAACUGAUGGUUGGACCUUCUCAAGGCACAGCGGCGGGGUGCUUGUAGUCUGCACGGACAGUUGCCCCAUUCAGUGUACUCAAACACCUGGUACACAGCCUCAAUACAAAUGGAUGGAUGCAGAUCAUCUCAUCAAUGAUCUCCUUGCAGAAACCUAUUUUAUCUGACUAUAUUGCAAACCCGUAUAUAGUUCUAGACACUUCUGCUGGAACACAAGUACAAUGUAUGCAAGCUAUAGCAUAUUAUCUCGUAUAACCUCCAUCUGAAAAAGGUCUGUGAUUAUAUCUUGAGUUUCCCCAGUGACAAAAGGCAGACCUAAGAAAACAAUGUGUGAUGCCAGCACAGGUGGUCCUGAGGUCUGUUAAGAAGAGGUCCUCCUUGAACUGGGAGUGUGAUGCACUGAUGAAAAAACAGGAAGUCCUCAAAGGGCUGGCCAAAAUAGGACAUUGCAUCAUUGACAGUUGAAUGGUUCAGCAAGAGUCCCUCAAAGUGAUCGUACAUAUUGUGUCAUGGUAUUUUCACACCUGUGACAUUGUGGUUAAACAUACAAAAUGAUGAGUUGAGCGCAAUUAUGUUGAAAUCCCUUAAAACCAACAUUUAGGUGAAAAAAUGGUUAAAAAAGAAGAACUUUUGUAAUCAACUAUGCAUUAGAGUGUGCUUUGUGUUUUCAAGAUGUAAAAGUGUAAAAAGUGAUAAUUGUUCACAAGCACCAGCUUGUCAUCAGAGCAGACUAAACUGAGGAUCAGGUAGCAACUGGUUGUGAUGAAAUGUUUUUUAAAAGAAUUAGUUUCUCCAUUCAACUACCCGAAGUUUUGGAAAAAGAUAUCUGUAAAGCAGGUUUGAGGAAAGCCUUUUCAUGAUGCCAUCACCACCACCCAGCGAGUGCCUGAAGGCGUGUAUUUCAGCCCAUCGAGAGAAUUUGCUCCAUGUAACCUACAUAUAAAGGCUUACAAUACCUUCAUGUAGUGUGUGUAUUACCUUUAACUGAGUAUACCCUGUACAAUCAGAGAUCAUAACAUAACUAUUUUAUGGUCUCUGGGACAAUGCAAACAAAUAUCUUCUGUAAUAUGCACCGCAACACGAUGAAUAAAGUAAAUCAUAGGUAGAUCCAAAAGGGGUCGGGUAUGUUACAGGCACUAACAUUAUCUGAGAGUGAACUUUGAUAUUUUGGACCCCUCCCUUUUAAGAAUGCUGGAUUUGCCCUUGUAAAUAUAUCAGUGGCCUGUCUACCUUCAUUCAGUUGACUUGGUUUCGUUGUGUAAACAUGUGUAGUUAGUGUUGUUACGUCCUGUUUUACUCUUGACUGUAGCUGGCUGUGUAACAUGCCGAUACACACAACUGAUAGGUAACGGGUCCUAUACACAAGGUAGCAGUGUGGUAUAAGCGUUCACUCAUCACAUCGAGUAACUGGGUACACUACAUGGGUACAGUGUGUGAAGACCAUUUGUGGCGUUCCCCGCCGUGAUAUUGCUACAAAUGGUGUAAAAACUCAGUCACUCAUAAUUACUUUAAACAGUGUUGUUUGUUUGAAGGAAGACCCACCAGACUAACCACACAUACAAAGCUAUCGUCUACAGAAGGGCUUUUAACAGUGAGAUUGAAACAUGACCUGUUUCCGGCAGAUGAAGAGUUGAUGUAUAUAAACUUGUUCUGGUGUACAUAGACUGGGUACUAGGUGUACCCUUGUAAAUACAGAAUUUUGUCUCAUAUUUGUUUUAAUCUUAUGGAAGCAUAUGUGGAAACACUGCAAUAAAUACAAUAUGAAAAUG